AUUUAAUAAUAAAUGGACUAGCAUGAAGUUCCGUAAGCCAAACCAAACACGUUAUAAAAGAAUAACACUAUCCAUCAUCCCCCCACGGAAUAAUCUGCGCAACAAAUGGCGACAGCGAGAUUCUUUCACCUGAAAGCGGCGAUCAGCCUGCGCGGAUGGACAUCGUCGCCUCAGCCGCCGGCACUUCUCCACAUCCGGAACGGAGCCCUUCGAACGUUUUCCUCCGCCAUGUCUCCGCCGUCGAAGGCCAUCGUCUACCACGAGCAGGGCCCUCCCGACUCCGUGUGCAAAGUGAAAGAACUGCCGCCGGUGCCAAUUAAAGACGGAGACGUUUGUGUCAGGAUGCUUGCUGCUCCAAUUAAUCCAUCUGACAUUAAUCGAAUAGAAGGAGUAUAUCCGGUGAGGCCACCAGUUCCUGCUAUUGGUGGAUAUGAAGGGGUGGGAGAGGUACAUUCUGUAGGCUCUGCAGUUAAGGGGCUUAGUCUGGGUGAUUGGGUCAUCCCAUCUCCACCAUCUUCAGAUGAGAACACUCCUUUGAAGCAAUCAUUGGCUGCUGCUUUAGUUUCUUUCCUUCUUAGUAGAGUUCUAAGUUCAGAGGUUGAAUUCAUCCUCUUCUGCUCAGGUACAUGGCAGACAUAUCUUGUCAAAGAGCAGAGUGUCUGGCAUAAAAUUGAUAAAAGCACACCAAUAGAAUAUGCUGCCACUAUAACUGUAAAUCCUUUGACUGCCCUGAGAAUGCUGGAGGACUUUGUUGAUCUAAAAUCAGGUGAUACUGUUGUUCAGAAUGGUGCCACAAGCAUUGUUGGGCAGUGUAUCAUUCAGCUUGCCCGGCUUCGGGGCGUUCACUCUAUUAACAUUAUCAGGGACAGGGAAGGAUCUGACGAAGCAAAACAAAAGCUCAAGAAACUCGGUGCAGACGAGGUGUUCACUGAGAAACAACUGGAAGUAAAAAAUGUCAAAAGUCUAUUGGCUGAUAUACCAGAACCCAUAUUAGGAUUUAACUGUGUUGGUGGAAAUGCUGCUUCAUUGAUUCUUAAAUUCCUGAAACAUGGUGGAACUAUGGUUACAUAUGGUGGAAUGUCAAAGAAACCUAUAACUGUGUCCACUUCAUCUUUCAUAUUCAAGGACUUAUCCUUGAGAGGAUUCUGGUUACAAAAAUGGAUGGGUUCUGAGAAAGCAAAAGAGUGCCGGGAUAUGAUAGAUUACCUUUUAAGUCUGAGUCGUGAUGGUCAACUGAAAUAUGACAUGGAGCUUUGCCCUUUUGAUGAGUUUCCCACUGCAUUGGACAAGGCUUUGGGAAAGCUGGGAAGCCAACCUAAACAGGUGAUUAAGUUCUAGUUUCCUGCUGCAGUGAUGAGUAUCUCCUGAGGUACAUGGUCUGUAGUUUCUCAGUGCUUUGAACCACGCAAUUGGGCAACACUUGAAAUUUCAGCCGACUAUGAUGCAAAGUUAAGUGGCUUUGUUGGUAGCAUGUUGUAACCGUGUUAAGAAGUUUUUUAAUUAAACUAGCUUGCAUAUGAAUUGGUUUGCCACCUUGCCGUCUCAUUAUGUUGAUAGAUGGGUCUCAAACUUGAUUCCUAUUUUCUAAUGUUGUUAUCGUUGGCUCCACGUUGUCUCUCUAUUACAAAAUUAGUUACAAUCAAACAUGGCCAUUGGAUUGGGCCAAACCAGGUCAAUGACUGUAGUAGGUUCGAAUCUGUUGAACAGCGAAACUGUGUCGAUUCCAUAUUGGAACAGAUUGAAACCCAAACCGGUUUUCCUAUCAUCUAUAUAUAUAUAUAUAUAUA
Messenger RNA from Striga asiatica, 1787 nucleotides. Lineage: Eukaryota; Viridiplantae; Streptophyta; Magnoliopsida; Lamiales; Orobanchaceae. The record is from the annotation of a GenBank genome assembly.